AUGCAGCAUGGUAGUAUGGCUGCCUAUGUUCAGGCCCUACACCAAAGAUUAGGCAGGGUGCAUAAACAAGUCUUUGAUUCUAUUCCAGAUCCAGACUGAUUCUGCAACUCACAAACUGCAACCUAGUGAUUGGGUGGUGAUAAAGAGGCAUGUGAGGAAAGGACUUGAACCACGCUUUGACGGUCCAUUCCAAGUGCUCUUGACUAUGGCUACCUCAGUGAAACUAAUAGGAAAAGACACGUGGAUACACGCCAGUCACG
Molecule: messenger RNA, 260 nt
Organism: Pelobates cultripes (western spadefoot toad)
Lineage: Eukaryota; Metazoa; Chordata; Amphibia; Anura; Pelobatidae
Source: the annotation of a GenBank genome assembly